Parnassius apollo (apollo) is the source of this 2040-nucleotide messenger RNA. Lineage: Eukaryota; Metazoa; Arthropoda; Insecta; Lepidoptera; Papilionidae. The record is from the annotation of a GenBank genome assembly.
AUGGAUAAAUGGUUAAUGAAAGGCCAAAACAAAGAAGAUAAUCCUAAGCUUGAACGUAAAAGGAAACCCGAAAAGGAAACAUCAGAGGCUUCAACUUCUAGUAUAGAAGUAGAAUAUGCUGUUCCCAUUCCCAGUUCCAGUUUGACUUCAGUGGGCUUGGCAACAAGUGAGUCAAAUAAUCCACAAACUAAAAAAAUAAAACGCCUGAAUAAAUUUAAUGAUUUAUGGCUUCAAGAACCAAACUUCUUGAGCUGGCUAUGCAAAGAUUCGAAAAUGAAAGAUGGAAAUGAUUUAGCACACUGUAUGCUUUGUUCGGUGUCGAUCAUAGCGCAUAAAAGUGAUCUGAUUCGACAUAUGAAUUCAGAUCGCCAUAAGAAAAAAUCAUUAGAAAUACAGAAUAUUCCAAAAAUUUCAAAUUAUUUGCCAGUGAUGGAUUUAGAAAUAAAUGUACGAAAAGCUGAACUAAAAUUAGCCGAAGCGUUGGCUGAAAAUAAUAUACCAAUAUCAUUUAGCGACAUCUUGGGCCCACUCUGCAAAGAGAUUUUCGCAGACUCAGUUAUAGCUAAAAAUAUGAAUUUACACAGAACCAAGGCGACGGCUAUAAUAAAUAAUGUUUUAGGAAACACAUUUUUAGAGGAUAUAUAUGAAAAAUUACGCGGAGAAAAAAUCUUCUUUUCAUUAAUAAUGGAUGAAACGACUGAUCAGAGCUCUUUAAAACAAUGCUGUUUUACUGCUGUUGUCUAUGAUGAGAACACCAAUAAGGUAGAGCAUUUGUUUCUGGAUAUGGUGGAAUUGUCAUCAGGAACUGCUAAGGGACUUAGAAGUUCACAAAGACAACUAAAAUUUAGAGAGUUUCAAGAAUUCUUUCAAGUGGAGAUUCACAAAAUUCUCACACCAGCUCAAACUCGAUGGCUCUCGCUGAAAGCGUGUAUAGACCGUGUCUUAGAGCAGUAUACUCCAUUAAAAGCCUACUUGACAGAAACAGUCUUCUCAGAUCCGUCGAAGACUACCGAAGAAAUGCUGAUUACAAUGAACAACCAAUUCACUGUGGUAUAUUUGGAGUUCAUGUUUUACGUACUUGCACUGGUAACAAAAUUCAAUGUCUUGUUUCAAUCAGAAACUUCCCUUCUUUACAAAUUGAAACCAGAAGUCGAAAACCUUUUGAAAACGUUGUCUUCUAAUUUCAUGAAAAUUAGCUAUAUCAAGUCCUGUGCUAAUAUUUUAAACGCAGACUUCAAAAACCCAACACAUUUUCUAAGUUUAAACGAAAUAUAUAUUGGAUUAAAGGCUGGAGAAAGUAUUGAAAUUUUAAAAAAUGACGAAAAUGUACCUCGUGCUGCUAUUGCAGGUUUCUAUAGAACCUGCCAGGAGUUUUAUAUUGAAUUGACGUCAGAUAUUACCAAGCGAUUUGAUUUUGGGGAUCCUCUAUUUUCUAUUAUAUCCGCUGUAAAUCCAUCAGAAGCUCAACAGUUUCUAAUUAAAUCACCUGUGCUGAAGCGAUUUCCAGUGCUUUAUAAGUUUGUGACCGCACAAAAAUUAGAUGACGAGUGGCGAACUCACGCUUUGUUAGAUUUUGAGCAACAUGGGCUUGAAAUUCAUGGAGAUAACAUCAAUGCCGAAAGUUACUGGGGUAAAGUAUUUCGCCUUAAAAAUGCUGCGGGAGAAUACAUGUUUCCAAACAUAAAAAUUGUUAUGUCUUUGUUGCUCAUAUUGCCAUUUUCAAACGCGUCGGUCGAAAGAAAAUUUAGUGCGCUUCGAUGUUUAAAAACAGAAAAUCGCAAUCGGCUAAAUACAGAAGAUCGUAAUGUAGGUGGUACACCUCGUUUUCUGGCUAGAAUUGGCGGUGACGAGGCCGACUUGCGUUCAAGGGAUACCUUCUCCGAGCAAUAUAAUAUAGUUGGAGCGACUCGACGGCGGAGGGACUGUACUGACGGCAGGUAUCGUGCCGCUAGCACGACCCCGUUCCCACGGCGCGGUGCAAUUAAACGCCGCGGCGGCCCUAUGCGCACUCUCGCCAUUGUGCACGGACAUUGCCUCUGA